UCAUUACCAACAUCUUCCGCCUGCCGCCUUCGAAGCCUUCCUGGACGAGGCUACCAAUCACCUCGCACCUUCUCUUCCACGGCAGGCGACGGAAAGGCAGUAUUGAUUUAUACUGGUGCGCAUGCAGGCGUCAUUCGCACGCUUAAACGCGUCUCACUGACCACCUGUAUCAUUGGUCUUUUUUCAACGCCUUUUUUUCUCACCUUGGGAUCGGAAUCCGUACCUAUGAAAAAGGGCAUGCACGAGUGUAAAGUUUGUAUGGGCUGGAUUUCUCCUCAUACUGCUGCUAACGUCGCGCUAACUGGCAUUGUCCUUCUGGCUACGUGCGGGCCCACAAUUCUCCUUCAUGCCUUCACCAAACCUUACAUUUUUGCUCUGCGUGUCGCUCCAUUUGUGACCGCCGAUAACGAUUUGGAGAUUUCUGACAGCGGAAAGACGAUGGCGACCAAGGCGCAACAAAAAGAAAAUCUUGAAAAAGUCACAGACUAUGUUGAAGAGAGCGUGCUGGAUGCGGACCGUAUGGCAAAAGCCAUGUCUUCCCUGGAGAGUGACAAGAGCGGUGCACGGGCAGCAGCCGCUAAACUAGCGAGUAGCGAGUGGGCUGCGGUCAAGGUGAAUCCCAACGACGUCAAGUUUAUCGUAGGCGAGUUGGAAGUGACCAGUGAAGCGGCAGAACAGGCACUCAAAGAAAGCGGAGGAGAUGUGGUAAAAGCGUUACAACGACUUCUACCCUGAUUUAAAGUCGACUGUGCUUUCAUAUGGCAGAAAGUAGGGCGAAAGAAACAUGUAAACAGCCUUGA
Nannochloropsis gaditana CCMP526 is the source of this 800-nucleotide messenger RNA. RefSeq lists its product as uncharacterized. Gene Ontology annotation, biological process: negative regulation of apoptotic process; protein stabilization. The record is from RefSeq and is a predicted model, not a curated record. The transcript is spliced from 5 exons. The annotation marks the transcript as partial.